Pararge aegeria (speckled wood butterfly) is the source of this 3185-nucleotide messenger RNA. RefSeq lists its product as uncharacterized. The record is from RefSeq and is a predicted model, not a curated record. The transcript has 12 exons. Bases 159 to 3080 code for a protein of 973 amino acids. NCBI's taxonomy places the organism in Eukaryota, Metazoa, Arthropoda, Insecta, Lepidoptera, Nymphalidae.
AAAAAAUAUCGUAAUAUUUCUAUUUUAAACUAAUAUGUUCCUUUUAACUUAUAUUUCGUUACUGGUAUAGCUAAUGUAUUUUGUUGACAAGUUCAGCAAAGUUUAAUUCUUGACGUAAAUAAGGAUUAUCUUGAACAUAAUGAUAAAAAAAUAAAAACAUGGAAAUGACUGAAGAGGGGUAUGACGGCGAGCAACCAUUAUCUGCAUGGGAUAUGCCAGGACCUUCCUCAAUAGCUGCUAUACUUGGUUCCAUAUAUAAUAAUUCUACGUCCUCUGAUAAUCCACCAAGGAAUGAAGAGAUGGAAUGUGAUCCAUUGUUUGCUGAAAGUGAUGAUGAUGUAGAAGUAUUGCCCGCACCUGCUGAUGAAUCUACGGCAAGAAACGUCCAAACGCCAAAGAAUGCUAUUUCAUCCAAUUACAUAAAUUCUACAACACCCACACAACCAUUUGAAGUUAAUGUGACGCCUCUGUCAGCACACACACCAGUCCCGGAGGAAUACCAGCCAUUGCCCGAUAGUUCAAGUUCCAUUGAAUACUCUAUUGGCAGAAGUAAUCCAGACGGCACAAACGCUAGUGGAACUUUUAAUGAUGUCAAUAUACGUUAUCAACCCAAACCAGCUUAUCAACUUAGCACCUUCAGUUACCGCAAUGGAACUAAUCCAAGAGAAUACAUAGUGGGCCCAUAUGGUCAUAUGAACAUGAUUGUGCUUAGUGAAGAAAGAAAUUAUUUAUCACAACAGCCAAUCAAUUACGCACUUUCAGCUCGACCCCAAAUCCAAGAGACAAAUUAUUCAAAUUCAGGUUAUACAGCUCUACAACCAAGUGCUGGUCAUUCUUUUAGUAAUUUUCCUGCUGAUGGAAACCCAACUGAAAGCCGGGCACAAAGUUUAGAAAGACCAAGUCGCAAACUAAAUAUAUCUCCGAGAAGAAAACAAUCAAAAGAGACUCAAGCAAGUCCAAAUUUAAUAGAACUGAGUUCUGAUGAGGAAGAUAGCCCAUCAACACCAAGCAAAAAACCUUGUGAUAGUGGUGUAGGUAGACCUGAGAUGGCCAGAGAUGAAGCCACAAGAGCAGGCAAUAGUCGUCGGUUAUGUGGAUUAAUUGAUGCUCCUGCUAUAUGCGGAAGAGUUGGUGUUAAGGCAGAACCACAAGACCAGUUAGAAGUGUCCACACAAACCACACAACCAGUGGCAGUUGAACCACAGCCCGAUGAGCCUGUUACCGCACAUAGACAACAUUACCAAAUCCGUAAUGCCCCUCAAAUUAAAGAACAAAGUCAAUCUGUGAACUACCUGCCUCGUCCAGGCUGUGGGUGUAAAAAAAACAAAAACACAUGCUUUUUCCAUAACCCUUCAUCAGAGCAUAGAUCAAAUCCAAAUUACUUUAAUUACCAUAACGGAGCCCACCAUCAUCAUCAUCACCAUAGGAUUCCAUGCGCUCAUAAUAGUAAUGGAGCAUCUGGUUCGUCACACCCUAGUACUUCAAAUAUCAAAAUAGAGCCCGGAACUCAGCCAGUUAUAAAAGUUGAAGUAAAUCCUCCCAGGCCGUCAGAAAAUAUACAGCAUUCUUCAAGCAUUGCCGCAACUAUUAAGGUAGAGCCAAAUGGACAGGUUCCCGUAAAAUCAGAGCCAACCACACCAACACCACAGCCAUGCAAUAGAACAAACAAUGCUUACAAUAGUACAGUGACUGUUAAAGUGGAAGAGUCAGAUAGUCGGCGAUGUUGUGAUGGUGGAGGAGACAGACGGAUCAAAGCUUCUCCUCAACCAGGAACUAGUUCAGCAAGACAUACCAUGCAACCUGAAACAAGUCUUUCAACAAUACAAAACAAUAAUAACCAGGAAACUAAGCCAAGCAGAGCAGAAUCAUCAACAAGCAGUGGUGGCCAUGUCUUAUCCGCACCAGAUUUGCAACUUGACUGGGUUUCAGACUCAAGUUCUGAUGAUGAUGUGCAAGUCUUGGGAGAUGAACCAAAUACUAGGGAAGUAAUAGACUUAACUAGCUCCCCAGGUCGCACUGGUCAGUCUCCUGAAGAUGUCCCUCAGGCUCACAUAGGGGCUGUACGGUCCCCAAGGCCCCUUUUCGAGUCAGUACCGCAUCGGGAACCACCUGUCUAUCACACACCUCCAGUACCAUCGCAUCCCCAUUUAUUGCAUCGGACAAGGGUGCGUUGUAUGGUGACGUGCCGCGGCUGCUGCUGCCCGUCGCACGGCUCGCACGGCCACAGCCACCUGCACGCGCACAGCCACGGCGCACUUCCGCCGCGCGCCCCGUACGCGCACGCGCCGCACACAACGCACAACCCGCCGCCCGCCGCGCACCGCGAGUACUCGCCCUCGCUGCGCUACCACGCGCUGCCGCCGCACGCGCGCGCCGCCCUGCCGCCCGGGGCUCCCCCCGCGCCCGCCGCGCACUCCGCACACUCCGCACACAACCCGCCCGCCGCGCACCUGGGGGAGCCACUGAGCCGCGCCCCGCCGUACCUGGUGCAUGAGCGACUCUGGCAACGACAACAACACAUGCUUGAAGUGCAGCGUCGAAAUAUGAUGGGCGAUAUCACCCCGGCCCUAACGCACUUUCCGCCGCACGUACCCACUCGGCCAGCACCGGUGAUGCUUUCUUUCCCUGAUGACCACAUAGAUCGGGAUCUUUUGCCACCACCUUUGACUCUCGACGGACAACACAUCCACCAUCAUAUGCACCAUUAUCUACAAAUGCAACCGCCGCAUCUGCACAUCUCUAUACAGCCGUCGGUCAUGGGUUCGGGCGCUUUAGCCACUCAGAUGGCUGCACUUGUGCGUGUGGCCGAGGCAGAGCGUCGAAGCGCACGCGGUGCGUCGCGCGCUGUCAUAGAACGCAACACAUACCGCCACGCGUACGCACGCCCCGCACCGCACCACCAGGACGAGAAAUGCACCAUCUGCCUCUCAAUAUUCGAAGUCGAGUCCGACUGCAGACGUUUACCAUGCAUGCACCUGUUCCACAUGGAGUGCGUGGACCAGUGGCUCAGUACCAACAAGCACUGCCCCAUCUGCCGUGUCGACAUCGAGACGCAUCUAAACAAGGACGCUACCUUCUGAACAGUUUAUCCUCAAGAUGCGGCGCAUUGAUGAUCGCCUGUUGCUGUAACUCCAAGCUCUCUUGCUGCAAUAUGUUUGUUAAUUGCUUCUGAGUGUUGCAUGCCC